CCUCGCUCGCGUUCAUUUCAUUCCUCCGUUCCACCGACUCAUUCCUGGAAUUCCUUCUCCGCGCUCGUCCGCCCAAGCGCGCGCGCGCGUGUCGCGGUGACAGAGGUUGGAGACGGCGCGCGCCACAACCACCACCACAACAACCACAACCACCAUCGUCACCGCCGUUGUCAGCAGCCGUCGUGGUGGCCGUGAAACGCACUCUUUGACUUGUUUUGUUUCUCAACCCGCACCCCUCCGUGGGCUUUGCCGACUGCCCGUCUCGAGCCGCCCCGACUCGACACCCCGCGCCGCCAGGUCGCCUCUCAACCGAUCGAACCGACCCCCCUCGGUCUCAACGCGAGAAAUAUCGGGAGAAGGAACAGAGAGGCGAGAUAAAGAGAGAGGGCGAGAUAAAGAGAGAGGGGGAGAGAGAGGGAGGUCACGGUAACCUCACACAGCCACGACCUCUCCGCGCCUGCUGCUGCUGCCGCCACUGCCGCUGUGCGACGGUGAAAGCGGAGGAAGCAUUGGGGGGGGGGGGUGAGGGGGGUGGUGUGGAGUGUGUGGGGUUGGGGGGGGCAGCUCUGCCCGUGAGUGAAUCUCUCCGAACCCUCGGAAGACAAAGAGCGGGCGAGAGGGGGCAGGGGGGCGACGAGGUGGUGGCGCGGGGGGCAACACGACAAUAAAAACACGCCACCCUUCAGCAGCAGCAACAACAACAAACAACAACAACAACAACCGACGUCUCCAACCAAACCACCGCGCCACCCUUCCCCCCCCUCCCCCCGGCACACAGCCCCCCACCCCCCCAACGGCACCAUAGCCUCUCAGUGGCCGGGGCCCGGUGGCGGGGGCCUGCCCCCCCACCACCACCCCCACUCCCUCCUGGGCGGGGGGGGGAUGGCCCCCCAGGGCCCCCCCGGGGAUGGGGGCUCGAGCGAGGACGAGGAUGCGGACGACAGCGGAGCGGAGGGUGGGGGUGGCGCGGGGAGCGGGGGGCCCAACGACAAGCCGCUGGACAACGACGCCGAGGGGGUGUGGUCCCCCGACAUCGAGCAGAGCUUCCAGGAGGCGCUCGCCAUCUACCCGCCGUGCGGGCGCAGGAAGAUCAUCCUGUCGGACGAGGGCAAGAUGUACGGACGGAAUGAACUCAUAGCCAGGUACAUCAAACUUCGAACGGGAAAGACACGGACACGCAAACAGGUGUCUAGCCACAUACAGGUGCUGGCGCGAAAGAAAGUGCGCGAGAUCCAAGCCAGCAUCAAGGUCUCUAGUCACAUUCAGGUGCUUGCCCGGCGGAAAGCGCGUGAGAUUCAGGCCAAGCUCAAGGCAAUGAACAUGGAUCAGAACGCCAAGGACAAGGCGCUGCAGAGCAUGGCGGCUAUGUCGAGCGCGCAGAUCGUCUCGGCCACGGCCAUUCACAGCAAGGCCAUGGGCAUGGGGCCCGCGCUGCCGCGGCCACCCUACCCGCCCGCCCAGGGGUUCUGGAGUCUGCCCGGGCAGCCAGGCUCGUCCGCUCAGGAUGUGAAGCCGUUUGCACAGCCCGCGUACCCCAUGCAGACGAGCAUCCCCACGCCCAUCCCAGGUGACCGGUUCGACUCCCGACACGGGACAACACACACACGUGACAGUCUUGUCGGGUGGUGGAGGUUGAAUGGCGGCUACGACCCCGGCACGGGGGGCCUCGUGGCCACGGCGGUGGGGCCCGCGUGGCAGGGCCGCUCCAUCGGCACCUCCAAGCUGCGCCUCGUCGAGUUCUCGGCCUUCCUGGAGCAGCAGCGGGACGCCGACACCUACAACAAGCACCUGUUCGUCCACAUCGGCCAGUCGAGCCCCUCGCACGGGGACCCGCUGCUCGAGGCCGUGGACGUGCGCCAGAUCUACGACAAGUUCCCCGAGAAGAAGGGGGGCCUCAAGGAGAUGUACGACCGGGGCCCCCAGAGCGCCUUCUUCCUCGUCAAGUUCUGGGCCGACCUGAACACGAGCACGCAAGAUGACACGGGUGCCUUCUACGGCGUGACGAGCCAGUACGAGAGCGCAGACAACAUGACCAUCACCUGCUCCACCAAAGUGUGCUCCUUCGGCAAGCAGGUGGUGGAGAAGGUGGAGACGGAGUACGCGCGCUUUGAGAACGGCCGCUUUGUGUUCCGUAUCCACCGCUCCCCGAUGUGCGAGUACAUGAUCAACUUCAUCCACAAGCUCAAGCACCUGCCCGAGAAGUACAUGAUGAACAGCGUGCUGGAGAACUUCACCAUCCUGCAGGUGGUGACGAACAGAGACACCCAGGAGACGCUACUGUGCGUCGCCUACGUCUUCGAGGUGUCCACGAGCGAACACGGGGCACAGCAUCACAUCUACCGCCUCGUCAAGGACUGAUGGACCACCGCCAUCAUCGCUCGCCCACCCCCCCCCCGUACUCCCCCCCCCCCUACACCUGCACCUGCAAGGACUCUCCCUGCUCCAGCACGUGGUCAGAGCGCUCGGGAGAGUCCACCUCGCAGCGAAGACGAGGGGGGUUAUCCCUGGAGUCAAGCGGUCAAGUAUCUGACGGGGAAGGGGGUCUUAGGGUGGCUGUCGUGUACGGAGGCCGAACUUUUUAGCCAGAAUUUAAAGAUUGCAUUUUUAUUAUUGUUCUUAUUGUUUAUUUUAUUGUUAUUUUUUUUGUAAAACGCAAAUGCCAAUAAGGUGUCAAAUUUACUUGGACAAGCAAAGUUGCUCGUAGAUUUAACACGUACGUACGUGCACGAGUUAACACGUACGUGCGUGCAAGAGACAAAGAUCCCCGUAUAGCCUUUAACAGGCUACUUGGGCAAGUGCUGUUUGCCUAUUAAGGCCAAGCACAGCAGACGAGGGGUGGGUGAUCAGCACCCACGGCCCGGCCGCCUUUGUCUCUCGAGUGGUGAUGUUUACACAUCGCACCAGGUACUUAUUUGAGGCUGAGCCGACCUACGGGAGGCCCAGGACCGCUUCAGAUAUCAAGCCGCGAAUCGAACUCGGGGCGCUGGGUUAGUAGCGCGGUGCGCUAACCACUACACCACCGCUCCCCACAAAAAACAAGCGCACACAUACGCGCACAUUCACACGCACACACACGUAUGUUAAACUUCCUUCGCACCGUACGUAGCCAACCGUGCUAAUUGUAGUCAACCAGUCAGUGGUACCCCUUUAUGCUUGUGUGGAUGUGACCGUGUGUGCGUGUAUGAGUUCCUCCAGCGGGCAAGGCUGCGUUGGCGGGGUCAUGUAGUCCACAUGCUAAUCGGAGUUGCGGAGUAAGAAAAGCAAACUCGUACCCGUGGCACCUGGGUCUGCCCCGUGACCUCCUGUCGGCGAGCAUCCAACACUUCACGUGGCCUCGGAGUGCACCUGGCCUGGCACAAGCGCCAUGGUGACGUCGCCGCCACUUAGUGGCGAAUGGUGGCUGUUUGUUUGCAUUAUGGCUGCAGGUAUUGUGGUCUAUGCAAACAUGACUCCUUGUAAAAAGGUGUCAGUUUUGUUGCCAGAUAGAAGGGUAAAAAAUCAAUUAUCAUGGUGGCUGUUGUUUUUACUGAGCGGGAAGCGGUAGUGCAGUGGCUUGCGCAGCACUGCGCUACGAACCUGGCCACCCAAGUUCGACUCCCGCUCACGGCCGACGCCGGCUGUUAUGUACGUGCGUGUGUGUGCGUGUGUGCGUGUGUGCGUGUGCAUGUGUGUGCUCGAAUCCAGCCCUACCUUGCCCUAUCGAACACUUCUUGCCAAUUCGUACUUUCCUCCUCCCCCCCCCCCCCCCACUGAGUCUCUUUUUAUCUGGAGGGUCCUCCCGCCACGUGACCUUUGGCCCAACGUUCUGUUGUCAAACGAGACGUUUCAAUUCCGCGCAGUGUGGACGGACACCGGAGAAUCCGGGGGGGGGGGGGGGGUUGUGCUCACGCUUCCCGCCUGCCCGGACAGCCGCCUCGCUCGCAGGCCCAGCGAAUGUUUGGAGUUUUAUUUUAGAAUCUCCGCGUGAUCCACCAACCCUUGCCUUUCGGAGCGCCGAGUCGGACGCAGGCGUGCAGAGCAACCACGGCCACCGCCAACCACCCCUGGAAGCACAAACUGAUGCAUUCCCCAUUGGGGUUAAAAAGUUGCGACUGAAGUGGAUGUAACUACGUAGGUACAACUAAGUUGACGUGACUCGGUUGAUUCAACCGAGAUCACGCGGGUAGAGUUCAAUGCGACAUAACCUGGUACAAUUAAGUUGCCGUGACUCGGUUGAUUCAACCGAGAUCACGCGGGGAGGGUUGAAUGCGACUUAAUCCGGUACAACUAAGUUGACGCGACUCCGUUGAGGAGUUCCGUGUGGCCGGUGCCUUCGUGCGCAGUGCCCCGGGGGAACUCAAUGCCACAUGGUGCCCUCAGGGCCAGUCCAAUCCUCUUGAGACCUCCCCCCCCCCCCCCAGCACAGGUGAACUUACCUGCCGAUCACCCCCGCCAAACCCUUUCCUAAUGGAUUCGCCCAUGACAAAAUAUGGCGAGCAGAGGCCGUGGCCCGGCGCUCAGCCAAUCCACACACGCGCCUUACCGCCAUGUGAGCCAAUCAACGCCGAGCACGACCACUGGCCCUAACCCUCACCGCGUUUUACUUGUUGAUGUUUAACACAGCGCCAGAGGUCGCCUCUAUUUAACACAGUGCCAGAGCUCGCCUCUAUUUAACACAGUGCCCGAAGAUGCCUCUAACGCAGUGCCCAGAGUGUGUGUGUGUGUUCUUGCUCCAAUGUUACGAGACGGUACAAAGUACCGUGUGUGUGUGUUUGCGUGAACGCAGCGGUGCCCGGUUGCCCCCUCUAUUUAACACGGUGAUCUGUGUCGCCUAUUCCUCAACCUGCAUCUCCCCGACUCGCGGAGACUCAACUCACUGCAGUGACCACAUCGUGGUCGCUCCCGCACCGCCCGCGUGCACACCACACGCACAAAGAUAAAGACAAAGAUCCCCCGUAUAGCCUUAACAGACUGUAGGGGCAAGUGCUGUUAGCGAGCACCUACGAAGGCCGGAACGGUACACGAACGAGGGGGUGGGUGGCCAGCACCACGCCCGACCGCCUUUGUCUCCCCAGUGGCGAUGUUUACACACUGCACCAGGUACUCAUUUAAGGCUGAGUCGACCUAGGGGAGGCCCAGGACCGGUUCAGAUAAUCGUCACUGGUGUUAGCCGUGAGCGGGUAUCGAACCCGGGUCGCCAGGUUCAUAGCGCAGCGCGCUAACCGCUACACACCGCUCCUCAAACACACCAAUACACACACGCACCAAUACACACACCCACACACACCACACGCGCACACACACACCAACACACACACCACACGCGCACACACACCAACACACACACCACACGCGCACACACACACCAACACACACACCACACGCGCGCACGCGUCCGUCCCACCCAACACGCAGCCGCAUCGUGCCAAACCGCCUCUCCAACAACACAACAGCACAACAGCACAACAACAGCACAACAACAACACAACAACAACAACACAACAGCACAACAACAACACAAAAGCACUCACCCCCCCGCCGUGCCGUGCGACGGACUCCAGAAAUCAGAAGUUUUACCUCCCACCGAGUGAGAAGCCCAAUGAGCUGAGACGCUUCUUGUUUUUCUUCUUCUCCGUCCAAGUGCGACGAGGCCGGCAGUACAACAUCGAAGCACGCCACGGUGGCCUGUGCAUCGCUUCUCUUGCCUUGGCCACGACAUUGCCAGCGUAUCCUCCACUGGGGACAGACACCCGAGCUCAGAUACCAACAUCCCUUGAGCGUUCGAUCUGUUGCUGAGCUUCCUUCGUGCACCGCACGUGGCCAGCCGUGCUCCGAGGUGGUGCUGAGUUCUAUCCGCACUGCGUGACAGCGCAAUUACCCCCCCCCCCCCCCCACCGUCUACCGGUCUCGCACGGCAUGCUGAUUCGACUCUUUAACUGUCUUUAACACGGCGGCACUGCGUAUUCAACGCGGAGUGUGCGUGUGUUUUAGCAUCAUUCUCGAAUACAGCACGUCUCUUUAACAUCACGUGCUUGGUGACGCUGAUGCGUUGGCAGUGGGUGCACAAGCACAGUUAACAAGCUCAAUACGUGAGAAAAAAACACAAUAGGUGACGUUUUGGGAAAUGGCCCUUCGCAGGUCACAAACUUGUUUUUAUUGACGAAUACGUCGAGUGUGUACCUCUGUCACGUCGUGUGUCCCUCGUCACCGUUGACACGAAGCACGCGUCCUCCCUCCACGGUGGCUAGGAGAUGUUAACUACCUCGCCUGGUACGCAGGAGGACGUGGGUUCUAUCCCGACCCAGACGAUGCCUGCUGCUGCUGUAUAUUUGGAGUUUGCGGUGUCUCUCUCCCCCAGUGGUCGCGUGGAUUUUUCUCCGGGUCCUCCGGUUUUUCCCUCCACAUUUAGAAUCAACAUCACGCGUUUAUUUGCCAACUCGGAUAAAUGUGCUCACGGUGUUGAUAAGCCACUUCGUUGAGCUAUCAUUUGUGAAAGCCAGUUCGCUUCUGAAAAAUAAUUAUAUAGCUCAGUGGGAUUUAUCUGAGAAACAAAUGAGGAUUGUAUCGCCCACUCCACACACGAAGACGACACAAAGACAAAGAUGCCCCGUAUCGCCUUAACAGACUGGAGGGACUCCACACUCAAAGUGCCCGUUUCUCGCACGCGCGCGCCGCGAAUCUUGCCAAAAGUGCGCUUUAGCGCCCGUCGAGUAGAUAGAUUAUGAUGGUGAUGAUGAUGGUGAUGAUGAUAAUGACAACGAUUAUGAUGUUGACGAUGAUGGUAACGAUUAUCGUAACGAUGAUGACGAUAUUGAUGAUGAUGAUGAUGACGAUAACGGUACACAUGGGCGCUUGGAACAAUGUUCGCGAAGUAGAUAUACACACACACAGGUACACUUCGUGUGUUUGCAGAUGUGCCUUUGCUAGUCAGGCUAUUUGACGAUGAUCAAGUCACUCCUAAAUGGGGGGGCGGCGGGGGGGUUUGGGGGGCACUUAGUUAAUUGAUUAAUUAACCCCGCGGUAUCAUCACGACGGUGAUGAUGUUUUAUUUUAAUUAUUAUAUAUACAGAGAGAGAGAGGUUGAAAGGUAAUAGAAUAUUAAUGGUUUUUCUAAAAAGCGUUUGAUUUCCUUCAAACAGACGAGCUCGCGUGUGUUGUUAUACAUUACAUUUACGUGGUGUUAAUAUCAUGUCACUUGUUAUUAUUCUACCAUUAUUACGAUUGCUAUUUUAAUUGUUAUUAUUAUUCUAAGGUGGUGAAUUUUUUUAAAACAAAUAUAUAAAUCGGUUAUGCGGUAGAAGCGCCUGCAAGAGGAAUUCAGAAUCGAGUUGCAAACGUAUCUCUCUCUCUCUCAUUUUUUUGUAAUAAAAUAUGGAAAAACGAAACUUAAAAAAUAUAUAAAUUGAAAAAAACAUAAAUAACCCUACAGUAUAUAUAUAUAUCUGCAUCUUGGUUGACGACCGUUUCGUUUUUAUCUUCAAGGAAACCUCGUAACCCCCCCCACCCACCAACAAUAUCUAUAUUAAAAUAAACAGUUGUUAUCAUUCAUAAUUGGGUUCAUUUUGGGGGUCACGUAUCGCAAGUGUACAAUGUUCAUUUCAAACACGAGCCUCCACCACCCGACGCAGCCAAUCGAGCCAAGCUGUUUCCCACUCGAUAAUGUGCCGAGUUACUUGGACAUUUCAUCAAAAACCAGAGGAAGAUUCAAUCUUGAUUUGAAGCUUUCGUGACGACUGCAAGAAUCCAUGCUCUUCGGUAAGUCACGUACGUGAAGUCACGUACGUGAAGUCACGUACGUGAAGUCACGUACGUGAAGUCACGUACGUGAAGUCACGUACGUGAAGUCACGUACGUGAAGUCACGUACGUGAAGUCACGUACGUGAAGUCACGUACGUGAAGUCACGUACGUGACUUUACCGAAAGAACCAAAGAGUACAGAGGAAGAUUGUUGAGAAGUCCCAAACAAAAAAUCCGGACAUUUAUACGAAUAACAAUCACAUAAAAGAUACACAAAAAAAAGUAUUCAUUAUUAUUAUUAUACGAACCAAGUUUCGCUGGAGAUGCUCACAUCCCGGCAUCGUCAGUUGUUGACGGAGCCCUCGGCUGUCCGCGUCGGGUGGCGGAGGGCUCUCAGCCUCGUCACUGACGCUGUACCUCCAACCCCGAAGUCACGUGGGUUGCCAAUCGUGGUGGUGAAUGCCGUGCGUCCAGAAGCAACUGCUCUCCAGUCGCGUACUCGCAGUGGUGACGUCGUGCGUGAAGAGACCAAGCUAAAGCCAACAGGUUCCCAAGCAGCUGAAGGUCCCCCCUUCCCCUUCCCUCCCCCCUUUAGUCAUGAAUCAAAUAUCAGCUCGAAUUGAACAAAGUCUUAAGAAAGGGAACGGCUAAUUAACAUGCGAGCGAAUUCAUCUCUUUCGUACCAGUCGUGUCUGUAUCGCUCCGAAAAAAUCGUAAACUAAUCGUGUUCGCGUUAGCAGUGGCGACACGAAUACAAUUAGUGAUUUU
Messenger RNA from Lethenteron reissneri (Far Eastern brook lamprey), 8485 nucleotides. RefSeq names its product transcriptional enhancer factor TEF-1-like. Gene Ontology annotation, cellular component: transcription regulator complex. The record is from RefSeq and is a predicted model, not a curated record. NCBI's taxonomy places the organism in Eukaryota, Metazoa, Chordata, Hyperoartia, Petromyzontiformes, Petromyzontidae. Gene Ontology annotation, biological process: embryonic organ development; regulation of transcription by RNA polymerase II; hippo signaling. Gene Ontology annotation, molecular function: RNA polymerase II cis-regulatory region sequence-specific DNA binding; DNA-binding transcription factor activity, RNA polymerase II-specific.